Aspergillus luchuensis is the source of this 1272-nucleotide messenger RNA. RefSeq names its product enoyl-[acyl-carrier-protein] reductase (gene ETR1). The record is from RefSeq and is a predicted model, not a curated record. Gene Ontology annotation, biological process: fatty acid metabolic process. Gene Ontology annotation, cellular component: mitochondrion. NCBI's taxonomy places the organism in Eukaryota, Fungi, Ascomycota, Eurotiomycetes, Eurotiales, Aspergillaceae. The coding region runs from base 1 to 1272 and encodes 423 amino acids. The transcript is spliced from 2 exons. Gene Ontology annotation, molecular function: trans-2-enoyl-CoA reductase (NADPH) activity.
AUGAUGUCUGGGGGUAUGAUUCGGUCCGCGGUGAGGGCUUCCGGAAGCCACGCUGCGUGCUCCAUCAGAAUUGGAGCUGCAUCGCAAUUAGCCUCAGUGAGCAAGCGCCAAUUGCAAGGAGCAUAUCCUCAUACUCAGAUUGGGGGUAAAAGAUGGAUUUCGGUCUACGGGUAUACGCAAUCGAAGGCUCUCAUCUACUCGCGCUACGGGGAGCCCAAGGACGUCCUGCAGCUUCACAAGCACUCCAUCUCCGCGCCCCAUGGUACUCAAGUUAAUCUCCGCCUGCUCGCUGCGCCGCUGAAUCCUGCCGACGUAAAUCAGAUCCAGGGUGUAUACCCGAGCAAGCCACCGUUCCAAUCGACACUCGGUACGCAGGAGCCGGCCGCCGUCGCUGGAAAUGAGGGCGCAUUCGAGGUUUUGUCCACCGGCUCUGGAGUGAAAAACCUCAGCAAGGGUGACUGGGUUGUGAUGAAACAGACUGGACAGGGCACCUGGCGCACUCAUGCUCAGCUGGAUGAAUCGCAGUUGAUCAAAAUUGAAAACAAGGACGGCUUGACCCCACUUCAGAUCAGCACAGUUAGUGUCAACCCAGUAACAGCUUACCGCAUGAUCAAAGAUUUUUGCGACUGGGACUGGAUGCGUGCCGGAGAGCACUGGUUGAUCCAGAAUGGGGCAAACAGUGGUGUUGGACGCGCUGCUAUUCAGCUUGCACGAGAGUGGGGUAUCAAGACCCUCAAUGUCGUCCGCGAACGGAAGACUCCAGAGGAGACAGAAGCUCUGAAGAAAGAACUCACAGAUCUCGGUGCGACUGCGGUGGUCACAGAGGCCGAGUUGCUUUCAGGGGAAUUCAGGAACGUUGUACAUGAGCUCACGCGCAAGGGGAAGGAGCCCAUCCGCCUCGCUUUGAACUGUGUGGGUGGAAAGAGUGCCACCGCACUGGCAAAAACACUCGCACCAGGUUCGCAUCUGGUCACCUACGGGGCCAUGUCGAAGCAGCCAGUUUCUCUGCCGUCGGGAUUGUUGAUCUUCAAGAACCUCGUUUUCGAUGGCUUCUGGGUUAGCAAAUGGGGCGACAAGAACCCGCAGCUGAAGGAAAACACCAUCAAUGAUGUACUGCAGCUGACACGUGCUGGUAGGUUUAAGGAUAUCCCCGUUGAGGAGUUCAAAUGGAAAUGGGACACGGAGGGCUCCGAGCUUGUAGCAGGCGUGCAGGAAACCCUCAGCGGUUACCGCAGCGGCAAGGGCUUGCUCAGGUACGAGGAACAGGAAUGA